AAACUUUAUCCUUCUCGUCUCCAUUAUUCCCAGACGAAACAAAGCAGCACUUAUCCCUCUUUCUCUCGCUUGAUCAACACCGUCUUUCGUGUUGUGCUUUUGUGAUUGACUGCAAUGGCGAGUUCCGAUGCUGAGCGUAGAGAAGAGGAGGGGAACGUUCCAGGAGAGGACGAAGACACCGGAGCUCAGGUCGCCCCAAUUGUUAGACUCGAAGAGGUCGCCGUCACCACUGGCGAAGAAGAAGAAGAUUCCAUCCUUGAUCUGAAAUCGAAGCUCUACCGAUUUGAUAAGGAAGGGAACCAAUGGAAGGAGAGAGGUGCUGGGACAGUGAAGUUUUUGAAACAUAAGGAAUCGGGGAAGGUUCGGUUGGUUAUGCGACAAUCGAAGACUCUGAAGAUCUGUGCUAAUCAUCUAAUUCUGCCGACUAUGUCAGCUCAGGAACAUGCCGGGAACGAUAAGUCUUGUGUAUGGCAUGCCACUGAUUUUGCUGAUGGGGAAUUGAAGGAUGAACUUUUCUGCAUUCGGUUUCCAUCAGUUGAGAAUUGCAAAACCUUUAUGGAAAUGUUUCAAGAAGUUGCUGAAUCUCAAGGGAAAAAAGAGGAGAACAAAGAUGCUACUGCUGCUGCUGGACUACUAGAGAAAUUGAGUGUUGAGGAUGCCAAAACUGAGGAGAAAGCUGGGGAAGAGAUUCCUGUUGCAGUCAAGGAGAAGGGAAUUGAAAGUGAGGCAAAACCAGAAGCAGAAGCAGAAAAGAAAGAGGAACCACCUUCCUCAGCUUAGGCCAGAGGAAGUAGGUAUACAGUAUACUUGUCUUUCAUGCCCUGGUCUAUUGUCCUCUGAGAUUAGUUGUUAGUACUCUUCCCGAUGGUUUGCAAAUUUAUGUAGCAAGUUUCAAUUGGGGGAGUCGCAGAUGGGAAUGUGUUAGUCUUUCAUUUUGGGGGAGGCUUGCCAAUAGUUUGUCAGAGUUGGUCCAGUUUGCAUGUCAAGUGGGGGUGGUCAGGGUUCUAUUGGUGUGGAUGUUCAGUCAUCUGAGAGGUGAGUCUGGGGAGGGAUCAGUACGAGUGGAGUUUUUUCGGAGUAUUUCUUCAUUUUGAGUUUCUUUUUUUGUUUCUUUGGGGGUGGGGUUACUUAUCUGUAAGUUGCUUGUGAAGUUUUGAUCUGAAUGGUGACUUGCACCAAGAUUUACAUUUUUUAAAGCCAGACGUUUGGUA
Molecule: messenger RNA, 1211 nt
Organism: Macadamia integrifolia
Lineage: Eukaryota; Viridiplantae; Streptophyta; Magnoliopsida; Proteales; Proteaceae
Product: ran-binding protein 1 homolog a-like
Exons: 4
Coding region: 115-780 (221 amino acids)
Biological process (GO): nucleocytoplasmic transport
Cellular component (GO): nuclear pore; cytoplasm
Molecular function (GO): GTPase activator activity
Source: RefSeq, a predicted model, not a curated record